Molecule: messenger RNA, 2051 nt
Organism: Perkinsus marinus ATCC 50983
Lineage: Eukaryota; Perkinsozoa; Perkinsida; Perkinsidae
Exons: 15
Coding region: 99-2051 (650 amino acids)
Biological process (GO): regulation of gene expression
Cellular component (GO): cytoplasm; nucleus
Molecular function (GO): mRNA binding
Source: RefSeq, a predicted model, not a curated record
GGCGUCCGUUCAUAUCUCCCUAACGUCCGGGAUCUCCCCCUACUCCUCCUCCUCUUUCUUCGCCGUUUCACCACCACCAUCACCACUCGCGUAUAAUCAUGGAUUACGGAGUAACAUCUGAGGACGUUGACUACGACGAGACGGCGGCAGCAGCAGCGGUAGUAGCAGCUUCCUCUCCACAUCAUCAACAGGGGGGAGGGCCAACUGCUACGGCUACUACUUCCACGACUACAUUCCAACCACCGCCGGAUGACCGAGUUGAUGAUGAUGACGACGAAGAUGAGAGUAUUGGUGAAGAAGAAGAAGAAGAAGAAGAUGAGGGCUAUAGCGCGGAUGAGCAGCAAGACUCCCCAAAGUCCGUUCCGGACGAUAAGGAACCUCCGUCACAAAAGCCAGUGAGGGCCCGUGAGGAUCCACCUAGUGAGAGAAGAAGCAACAGUAAGAGGCGUCGAGAUGAUGGUGACCGAAGCAACGAACCAGCUCGGAGAUGGUCUGGUGGUAAUCGUGUUGGACAGUCUCAGUCAUCACAGGAGUAUUUGCCAUGUCGGUGCUUGGUUCCUGAUGAUAUUGCAGGGCAUAUCAUUGGAGUGCGCGGUACUGGUCUCCACAGGCUUCAGAAGUUGAGUGGAGCUAACGUUCACGUGUCGAAGCCAAGCGAAACGCCCAAGUCAUUGGUGGAUCGAGUUGUGACUUUUAUAGGUAACCCCCAGCAAGUUGAUACUGCUGUGUACAAGUUGUUGGAUAUGCUGCGACGCGAUAAACCGCAAAGUCGUGGGAUAUUCGUAUUGCUGAUACCGGAGGUUACGUCGUUUGCGUUCCUGGAUGGGAGAGGUCAACGGCUGAGAGCCUUGGAAGCAGAUUUUCACUGCGAGGUUACGAUCGCCAGAGCGCCUAUUGAAGGCAUGAAAGUGAGACCCAUCAUCAUCAAGGGGUCCGAUGAGGCCACAGCAAGCGUCAUAAGCAAGCUUAGAAACAUGGUUGAAGACGUUGUCCGUUCUAAACGUAUUCCUUUCGAGGAGGCGAGUGCUCUUGUGAUGGGUGGUGCGGACCGACAGAGUGAGCGGGGCACACCUCCACCACCUCCCCCGCCGCCUCCUCCGCCGGCGGCGGAGGGGGAUGGGAGACCUGGAGAGGUUGUUGUACCCUGGGUACCGGGUCUGGAGAAGAUACCACGCGAUCAGGACUCGGGAUCUCCUGUUCUGUUGGUCGUUGAUCGACGCUAUUCGGCGUUCAUCAUUGGUAAGAAUGGUAAAUCUAUCACGGAGAUCGAGCAUUGCAGUGGAGCUAGAGUGCAGUUUGAGAAGGCCGAUCAGUUCCCUCCUAACCCGAAGUUGGUGCCGAAUCGUAAUGAGGUUAUGGUACUGAGGGGGACAAUGGCUGAGAAGUCGAGGGGGAUGGUGAGGAUUAUGGAAGUACUUGAUGUGAAGGAUGACAGGUACACGGAGCUCCUGAUCCCUGCAAACAAGACACGUAAUGUUAUUGGACGUGGAGGUGAUACUAUCAACUGGAUAUGCAAGACUACUGGAUGCAACGUCCAAGUUCAAAAGGGCGAGUCUAACGAUAUUCCUACCCGGUUCGUUACCUUUGAUGGGCCACUGGAUAAGAGGGUUAAAGCUGCGUUGAUGGUGCUGGUCGCUAUAGAGUUGAGUUUUAUGCCGGCCGCGCCUCCGUCGCCAGAAGAGGGUAGAGGACGGGAGCCGGAAGAGGGUCAUGGACGCGCCUCCCAUAGUUAUGAAGGGGCGAGUGAGUCGUCGUCGGCCUACCGACAGAGGGAUAGCGCCGCCGUGGCGUUGGGGAUGGCAGCUGAUAGGCUAGGUUCUGAUAUCGAUCAUGACGAAGCAUCGUACUUUUCGGUUGUUGUGGGACGCAAUACGAUUAACUCGUGGGUAAAGGCAGGCUUCUUGGAUGAACUGUCUAGGCGCAGUGGAGCUCAUGUGGAGAUUGGCAAAGACGUGCCGCAAACUAUGGAUCGCCAGCUGCUGUUGAGUGGGACUAUUCUACAAAACUCCCUCGCGUGUUUAUACAUUCAAGCGAAGCUUCUCUCUGGGUAG